Molecule: messenger RNA, 898 nt
Organism: Aspergillus sclerotioniger CBS 115572
Lineage: Eukaryota; Fungi; Ascomycota; Eurotiomycetes; Eurotiales; Aspergillaceae
Exons: 2
Coding region: 233-694 (153 amino acids)
Source: RefSeq, a predicted model, not a curated record
CGACCGGCAGUGGCCAGCCAAGCGCGGGAGGAACAAUUUCAAUGCUUGUCUAAUAUCCACGGCCUGGUGCGGGGCUGACCAGUCUUUAAAUUGAACUCAUCUCACCCUCGUUGCUUUUUGUCGGUGUGGUGGCAAGUCUUCGAUUUCAGCCUACACUUGUCAUUUUUUUCGUUCACUGUCGUGUCUGUCCAGUAAGGGAGAAUACCCUUGCAUCCUUCGAUCGGUUGUGAAAAUGCAUUUUACCUCGGUGCUGUGUGCCUUUUUGGCUGCUAUUGCUUUGACUGGUGCUUCUCCAGUUAGGAGGGUAUCUACUGGGCGCGAUGUCGCUGAUGGAGACGACAAGGUAGCCUAUACUUGGGCGGUUCCUGAAGCCCGCAAGCGUGAGGACGGCGACGACAAAGUUGCUUACACUUGGGCCGUCCCUGAAAAGCGCGACGAUGGAGAUGACAAGGUUGCCUAUACAUGGGCUGUUCCGGAAAAGCGAGAGGAUGGUGAUGACAAGGUUGCUUAUACUUGGGCUGUUCCUGAAAAGCGCGACGACGGUGAUGACAAAGUCGCAUACACUUGGGCUGUCCCCGAGAAACGAGAGGACGGUGAUGACAAGGUUGCCUAUACAUGGGCUGUUCCUGAGAAGCGCGACGACGGUGACGACAAAGUAGCCUAUACCUGGGCCGUCCCUGAGACCAGCACAUAGACUGUCCAGCACAACUCGACAACGAUUGAUUUACGAGAACAAAUGAACAUAGGAUGGGAAUUCAAGACACGGCCUGAGCCAUACCUGCUGAUAUGACAAUGACAAUGGACGCAACCCUUACGAUAGAUGUUGAUAUCUUAUUGCACUCCUUACUUUGCCUACAAAGCUAGCUUCACCUGCAUAUACUAGGAGAAUAUUAUCUGG